This is a messenger RNA of Macaca mulatta (Rhesus monkey), 1304 nucleotides long. RefSeq names its product carbonyl reductase 1 (gene CBR1). Lineage: Eukaryota; Metazoa; Chordata; Mammalia; Primates; Cercopithecidae. Gene Ontology annotation, molecular function: carbonyl reductase (NADPH) activity. The record is from RefSeq and is a predicted model, not a curated record.
UCCCCGCUAGGGGCGGGGCCUGGGCCUGGGCCUGCGCCUGCGCGCUCAGCGGCCGGGCGUGUAACCUACGGGUGGGCGCCCCACGCCCGCCGGAUUCGCGCAGUCUCUGGGAUACACGCCGCGCAUCUCCAGGGCCUGAGCCAGGUCUGUUCUUCACGCAGGUGUCCCGCGCGUCCCAUUCAGCCAUGAAGUCCGGCAUCCGUGUAGCGCUGGUGACUGGAGGCAACAAGGGCAUCGGCUUGGCCAUCGUGCGCGACUUGUGCCGGCUGUUCUCGGGGGAAGUGGUGCUCACGGCGCGGGAUGUAGCGCGGGGCCAGGCAGCCGUGCAGCAGCUGCAGGCGGAGGGUCUGAGCCCACGUUUCCACCAGCUGGACAUCGACGACCCGCAGAGCAUCCGCACCCUGCGCGACUUCCUGCUCAAGGAGUACGGGGGCCUGGACGUGCUGGUCAACAACGCGGGCAUCGCCUUCAAGGUUGCUGAUCCCACACCCUUUCAUAUUCAAGCGGAAGUGACGAUGAAAACAAACUUCUUUGGUACCCGAGAUGUGUGCACAGAAUUACUCCCUCUAAUAAAACCCCAAGGGAGAGUGGUGAACAUAUCUAGCAUGAUGAGUCUCAGAGCCCUUAAAAGCUGCAGCCCAGAGCUGCAGCAGAAGUUCCGCAGUGAGACCAUCACCGAGGAGGAGCUGGUGGGGCUCAUGAACAAGUUUGUGGAGGAUACCAAGAAGGGAGUGCACCAGAAGGAGGGCUGGCCCAGCAGCGCAUACGGAGUGACAAAGAUUGGCGUCACCGUUCUCUCCAGGAUCCACGCCAGGAAACUGAGUGAGCAGAGGAAAGGGGACAAGAUCCUCCUGAAUGCCUGCUGCCCAGGGUGGGUGAGAACCGACAUGGCGGGACCCAGUGCCACCAAGAGCCCAGAAGAAGGAGCAGAGACCCCUGUGUACUUGGCCCUUUUGCCCCUGGAUGCUGAGGGUCCCCAUGGACAAUUUGUUAUGGAGAAGAGAGUUGAACAGUGGUGAGCUGGGCUCACAGCUCCAUCCAUGGGCCCCAUUUUGUACCCUGUCCUGAGUUGGUCUAAAGGGCACUUACAAAGUCAUAAAUAUCCUUAUAUAAGAAAAAAAAAGAUCUCUUAUCAAUUAGUACUCACUAAUACACUACUAAUUGAGCAGCCCACACACUCAGUUGACUACCUAAAUCUGUCAGGUCUUUUGUGGUUUCCUCUGAUGCAGGGAGAGGAAAAAUUGUAAUUGAUGAAAAUAAUGAAUGAAAAUCAACAGAUGAAUAAAUGGUUCUUUAUAAGUGUC